Drosophila subpulchrella is the source of this 1483-nucleotide messenger RNA. Its product is annotated as serine/threonine-protein kinase DCLK1. Bases 111 to 1346 code for a protein of 411 amino acids. Lineage: Eukaryota; Metazoa; Arthropoda; Insecta; Diptera; Drosophilidae. Gene Ontology annotation, biological process: protein phosphorylation; regulation of cytokinesis; intracellular signal transduction. The transcript has a single exon. Gene Ontology annotation, molecular function: ATP binding; protein kinase activity. Gene Ontology annotation, cellular component: centrosome; nucleus; spindle pole. The record is from RefSeq and is a predicted model, not a curated record.
GCCUUUCAAAACUAGGAAAGUUCAGCUAGACAGCAAAGAUAGCAAAUCAUUUUUUUUCAUAUUUUUCAAUCCUCUGAUUUUGAUAAUUUUUUUCAACGAUUUGGCGCGUAAUGUCUGAGAAAGACAAGAUUUUCCAAUCCAAGCGACUGCAGCCCAGCCCCCUGAAGGCGUUGCGGGUGUGCUUCCUGCGGAAUGGAAACCGAUACUUCCAGGGCGUUAACAUGGCUGUAUCGAGGAGCCACUUUAAGGACUUCCAGACCCUGCUGCGGGCGGUAACCGAAGCAUUGAGACGCCACGUGGUCCUGCGAUCGGCCGUCAUAAAUAUCCUACGGAUCGAUGGAUCGCCCCUCACAUCGCUGGGUUGUUUCUCCGAGGGCGACAUUGUGAUCUGCUGCUGCCAGUACGAAGAGAUGGUUUGGGUUGAGUACAGCGUUAACAAGGAUUUCCAACGGCAGAUGGACUUGCAAAACCGUUGGCACCAACGUAAAAUAUAUGGCGAAACCCUGGAAAAGAUCAAGGCCCAGGAUCUGCCCGAGGCCAUUCAGCUGUACAUUAAUAAUCUUAAACCCAUGGUGCAAACUGCAAGGACGCUGAUCUAUAGCGGCAAAACAAAGGCAAGCAGGAUGAAGUGCAUUGUGAAGAUGGUGAAUAAGCAGUACAUGAAUUACACCUGCGAGGAUCCCUAUAUAGAGGCGGAUGUCCUGCGUCAUCUGCAAUCGCACCCGAAUAUUGUGGAACUGAUGUACUCUGUGGAGGAGGAUAGGUAUAUGUACAUGGUGUUGGAGUAUCUGGACUGGGAUGUGGAGGAGGUGCUACAGGAACACGGUUCCAUGUCGGAGGAAAAUGCCCGAUCAGUGGUGAGGGGCACGGCGGCGGGACUGACUCACAUGCAGCAGUUGCAAAUCAUUCAUCGGGAUAUUAAGCCAGAGAAUCUGCUCAUAACCUUCUCAUCCACUUCUGGGAUUGACUUCGAAUUGGUCAAGAUAGCCGAUUUCGGCAUGUCUGCAUACUACCGGGGCAGCAAGCUCCAUUCCUGUUGUGGAACCCCUUGCUACAUGGCUCCUGAAUUGGUAGCAGAGUCGGGAUACGAUUACCAGGUGGAUGUAUGGUCACUGGGCGUGACCCUCUUCCAAAUGCUCUAUGGCAAGCUGCCCUUUGGUAAUUUCUACCAAAAUGUGGUGGAGGUGUAUGCGGCCAUCAUGAGUGGCGAGCCCAGCUAUCCCAAGGAAAUGGAAGGUCCCCUGAGUUCAGAGGCCAAGGAUUUGAUUGACGGUUUACUGAUGAAGAGCCCCAGCAAAAGGCUUACCAUCGCAGAGGUCGUCCAACAUCCCUUUCUAGCCCAGUAGCUUUGCUUUUAAUAUUGUUAAAAUUCACAGUACGUUUAGGUUUGUUUAGGUUAUCAAUAAAUUAGAAAAGUUUCCAGUUAGGCACAUCACAAAGGCCCAAGAUUUAUGGCGGUGGUGAACGGUUUUAAUUGGCUUGA